This is a messenger RNA of Prunus armeniaca (apricot), 408 nucleotides long. NCBI's taxonomy places the organism in Eukaryota, Viridiplantae, Streptophyta, Magnoliopsida, Rosales, Rosaceae. The record is from the annotation of a GenBank genome assembly.
AUGGCACCAGCCAAGAAGGGGAAGGCCAAGGCCAAGGCCAACCCGGCCGAGUCAACUCAGCCCUCGUCAUCACCAUCCACGCCUGGUUCCAAAAUCGCCUCCAUCACUGAUUUCAGUGAUGAGGCGUUGGGGGUGCAAAUAGACGCGCCUGCAAAGGACGGGGAAGCUAAUGCAGCGCUACUUGACUACAUCAGCUCGGUUGGUCCUAUGAUGUGUGAUGUGGCCAAGAAUAGCCACAGUGCAGAGUGUGAAGGGUGGAUUUCUUCUUUCUCCCCCAAGCAUAAAAUUUACUCAAGACAGGUUUCUAUUGGUUCCGGCUCCAAAUCAAGAGACAAGGUUGUUAUUGUGGAGGAGAUGACUCUACAAAGUGUUUUUGACAUCCUGGACAAAGCUUCGAAGUCCACCUAA